Messenger RNA from Phodopus roborovskii (desert hamster), 2342 nucleotides. RefSeq names its product poly(rC) binding protein 3 (gene Pcbp3). Lineage: Eukaryota; Metazoa; Chordata; Mammalia; Rodentia; Cricetidae. Gene Ontology annotation, molecular function: mRNA binding. The record is from RefSeq and is a predicted model, not a curated record. The transcript is spliced from 16 exons. The coding region runs from base 529 to 1710 and encodes 393 amino acids. Gene Ontology annotation, cellular component: cytoplasm; nucleus. Gene Ontology annotation, biological process: regulation of gene expression; regulation of RNA metabolic process.
CCGUGCUGGUCACCGUCCUGCGGUUCGAUAGGAUCCCCGCGCCCGCUUUCUCAGGCCCUGCCCUUGGGCGGGGGCGGGGCCAGAGCCGGCGGGCUGCGCGGGAGUGGUUGGCUGCGCGGAGGGGGCGGGUCCUCGCCGCGCGCAGUGCUCGGGCCAGAGCUCGAGGCGCUUACCGACGCCUGAGCCAAGAGACGCCGCGGCCGCCGCUUGGUCGCCUCCGGCUUCGCGUCGCGCCGAGUCUGCCUCCUCUGCCCCACCCGAUCGGCAGCAUCCGCUCCACCUGGCCCGCGGCCUCGCUGUCCCUGGCGGGGCAGGUGUUUCUGCUGUGGUGAACCCUGCUCUGGCCUCUGGUAGCUGGCUGUUGGCUCCUGACCCUGAGUUCUUGUUGAAACUGGGAAGGGGAUGACAAUAGGGUAGGUGAGCUCUAAAGAAGCCAGCCCUGCCAGAGACCUCCAUUCUUGAGGUCUGAGCCACAGUGCGUUGCAGCGUUUGGAUCUAUGGACCUGCUUUGAACCGUAGAGCCUGCCUAUGGGGGAAGGUGACGCCAUCUGGGCCCCAUCCAUCCUUCCUCACGGCACCCUCAGCACCUUAAGCCACCACCCUGAGCUACAUUUUGGAGGAAAGAUGGAAUCUAAGGUCUCAGAAGGUGGCCUGAACGUAACCCUGACCAUCCGCCUACUGAUGCAUGGAAAGGAAGUUGGAAGCAUCAUUGGGAAGAAAGGAGAGACAGUGAAGAAGAUGCGGGAAGAGAGUGGUGCCAGGAUCAACAUCUCAGAGGGAAACUGCCCGGAGAGAAUUGUCACCAUCACAGGCCCAACUGAUGCCAUCUUCAAAGCCUUCGCUAUGAUAGCAUACAAGUUUGAGGAGGACAUCAUUAAUUCCAUGAGCAACAGCCCUGCCACCAGCAAGCCCCCAGUGACAUUGCGACUAGUAGUCCCUGCCAGCCAGUGCGGGUCCCUGAUUGGGAAAGGUGGCUCUAAGAUCAAGGAAAUCCGGGAGUCCACAGGUGCUCAGGUCCAGGUGGCAGGUGACAUGCUGCCCAACUCCACAGAGCGGGCAGUGACUAUCUCAGGGACCCCAGAUGCCAUCAUCCAGUGUGUGAAGCAGAUCUGUGUGGUCAUGCUAGAGUCCCCACCGAAAGGUGCCACCAUUCCCUACCGCCCAAAGCCCGCCUCCACCCCUGUCAUUUUUGCAGGUGGUCAGGUAAGAGCCGACCCGCUCGCGGCCUCCACUGCCAACCUCAGCCUUUUACUGCAGCAACCGCCGCUGCCCGCCUACACAAUCCAGGGACAGUACGCCAUCCCCCACCCAGAUUUGACCAAGCUCCACCAGUUGGCCAUGCAGCAAACCCCCUUUCCUCCCCUCGGACAGACCAACCCCGCUUUCCCCGGAGAAAAGCUGCCUUUACACUCCUCCGAAGAAGCUCAAAAUCUGAUGGGCCAGUCGUCAGGUUUGGAUGCCAGCCCCCCGGCCAGCACUCAUGAGCUCACCAUUCCCAAUGAUCUUAUAGGCUGCAUAAUUGGACGCCAGGGCACCAAAAUCAAUGAAAUCCGACAGAUGUCUGGGGCUCAGAUCAAAAUCGCCAAUGCCACUGAAGGGUCGUCAGAGCGUCAGAUUACCAUCACAGGGACCCCAGCCAACAUCAGCCUUGCCCAGUAUCUCAUCAAUGCUAGGCUGACGUCUGAGGUCACCGGGAUGGGUGCACUCUAACCUACCCAAGAUCCUCCAUUCUACACAUCGGAUGGCUCCAGCCUGCAGCCACACCAGCUGGCACACUGUACAGACUGCCUGUCCUUCCUUGCAGAUAUGAAUAGAGCGUUUUCUUUACAAACAGAUGAUAGUGCGUGUCUGCCCACUCAGGCCCUGUGCGCUCCGUAUUAGUGUAGCCUCCACGCAUUGGCAUGCAGCUCUUUACUUUAAUGCUCAACGUAUUCCCAAAUGUGAUGUUUCAGAGAUUUAUUCCUCAGUAUCCAUGUGACUAUCUGUUUAAAAGUUGGUUUGAUGCUUUAACAGCACUUCCUAUGUCCUGCUGUCCCUUGUUCUCAGAGACCCUCCUCCCUCACCUGGUCUACUGACUCAUCCCCACCCUAGGUUGUACGCAGGGGUCAGAGGUACUUUUCUUGCAACCUGCAGGGAGCAUCUGAAAAGGAGGGACUUGGGGGUUAUCCAAGGAGCAAGGCAAAGUGCCAGAGGGUGGGGUGGGACCCUUGCUUCACUGGGAUAUCUCGGGGAGGGGGCACUUGUGGCCCCCAUAUGUCUUCCAAGAUGGCUAAGAACAGGGACUUGCCAGAAAGUUCAUCUGCACCCAUCAGAGUUCAAUAAAUGUCGUGUUCCUCCCCGUG